AUGCUGCCAUACGCUGUCCUCUCCACCCUCCUACCGCUGCUAGCCCUGGCCCAGGAUGGUGGUAUAACUGGGCCAACAACGAGCCCCGACGCCGCCGGCUACUCGUGCGACCCCUCUAGGUGCCAACUCCCCAACUGCCACUGUGCGAGCACCAGCCCACCAGGCGGCCUCGACCCCUCGGAAGUUCCAAUGUUCGUCGUGUUCACGGCCGACGAUGCGAUCCAGUCCUACACCCUCGAUGCUGUGAAUCAGUUCCUUGCGCACCGUAGAAACCCCAACGGCUGCCCAAUCAAGAUGACCUACUACACAUCCCUCACCUACACCAACUACACCCUCGUCACUGACUGGUAUGUCGCAGGAAACGAAAUCGCGGAUCAUACAAUGACCCACGUGGGCUCACCACCUGCCGACGAGAUCAACGGCAACCUCAUCACGCUCAACGCCCUCGCAGGCAUCCCCAUGUCCGCCAUCAAGGGUUUCCGGGCCCCUUACCUCAACUACACUGCCGACACCCUCAAGCAGCUCUACGAGUCCGAGUUCACAUACGACUCGUCCUCGACCGCCUCCGUGCCGGUCACUGACCCCAACACCGACGCCUACUGGCCCUAUACGCUCGAUAACGGUAUGGCUAACAACUGCUUGACUAUCCCUGGGACGUGCAAGGGCGAGCCGAAGUUACCUGGUUUCUGGGAGGUGCCCAUGUAUGCUUUCUUCGACAGAAAUGGGGCCGCUGGCCCACAUCUGAUGGACCCUUGGCUCGAUAACGCGAACGGUGCCAACAGUGUCAACGAUAGCGCCACGCUUGAAUACAUGCAGAACACCUUCACGGACCAUUACCGAGGGAACAGGCAACCGAUUGGACUCUACACUCACCCCAUCCACGUUUCCAGGACGUACCCUGGCGUCAGCGUCCGCACAUCGACCAUCGACAUGAUUAACGCCUUCCUGGACUGGGCACAAGAGCAGCAGAACGUCUGGAUCGUGUCAACCGAGCAACUUCUCGACUGGGUGCAACACCCCGUCCCCGUUUCCCAGCUCGACAGUGUCGCCUCGCUCAAGUGCACCACUCCUCAAGUUGACGAGAACGCUCAGAUCUGCAAUGGCAUCCCGAGGAACCAAGCGGGUUUGCUUUCGCAUUGCGCUUUCUCUGAUUUCCCCUUCUACACAUGCUACGGAUGCCCCUCUGAGCACCCAACCCCUGCGAACCCCAACCCCCCCCAAGACUCGAAUCAACCCGCUCGCUUCCGUCUUCCCGCCAACUGCUCGACCCCCUUCUGGGACCCCAUCGAGGGCAAAUGCCUCUGCCAGUCGAACACAUGCACCUUCGCAGACAACUCGCGUCCCGUCGGCCCGAACGGCGCUAACCUGACGGGCGGCGGUAUCGGCGGCGCGUUCCAGCCCUCUGGGUCUGCCGUGCAGUCGUCGUACAUCCCCUUUAAUGGCGCAGCGCCCCCGUCCCUCUUACCUGCUGGCGCGUGGCCAGCGAUGUUGAUUGGCCUGAUUGGCGCGGUUGUGGGUACGUUUGGGGUUUUGGCGAGGCUAUGA
This is a messenger RNA of Cyclocybe aegerita, 1545 nucleotides long. Lineage: Eukaryota; Fungi; Basidiomycota; Agaricomycetes; Agaricales; Hemipholiotaceae. The record is from the annotation of a GenBank genome assembly.